CAGCUCGUUCAUAUCUCGCAAAUUUCCUGCCGACAUGGAGAGUAUCAUUUUACCUCCAACAUUCACCGGUUUGUACCGACUUUUCCUACGGACAGCGGCUGCAUCUGUUCUGCACAAGCGUGCUGCAUGUAGUAGAAUACGACGUUUAUGGCGACCAACUUUUGAGGUCGCCGCUCAAGUGAUUCGCCGUCAUCUUUCUGUCAGUACUACUGACCCCGAGAGGCGACGUCUCGAAAGGUGGUAUUGCGUCUGGGAGCGGAGGAUUGACAACACCCUAUCGUUGCUGGCCGUCUCUGCACAGUCGCGCGGGCUCGCACACCGCCUUACGUCCAAUUUGAAUUCACUCCAGCGGGAGCACGAGUUUCAGGCAACCAGGCUGGGCGCGUACGAACAUGCGCACUACUGGAAUCCCAAGCUGCCUGUUAUGUCCGAGUACUAUCAGCCCAAGCCCAUGGCUUCGGGCCCUCGGGCCAACCGCAAGGAAGAUAAGAAGGAUAGAUGGCGCAAGCUGGACAUGAAGGCGUGGGGGGCGCUCGGAGAGGCCAUCACCAUGGCCGAGGGAAGGGAUGGCAUAUCGCUUGGGAGGAUCAAGAAUGGUAGCUGAAGUGCACCGUGCGGCAAUGUUCAAAACGACGUCGCUAAGCUA
This is a messenger RNA of Postia placenta MAD-698-R-SB12, 646 nucleotides long. RefSeq lists its product as hypothetical. Bases 35 to 604 code for a protein of 189 amino acids. The record is from RefSeq and is a predicted model, not a curated record. NCBI's taxonomy places the organism in Eukaryota, Fungi, Basidiomycota, Agaricomycetes, Polyporales, Adustoporiaceae. The transcript has 2 exons.